GCGCGGUUAAGAGUUGCCAUUCUCAAUCAAAACAAACCAGAAGCCAAACAAAAGUCAAUCCUACUAAUUAAAUUUCGUAUUGUGUCUCCCAGUGCUGUUUUUGUUUCAUGAUUUCCCCGCUCUCGAUUCAAUUGGAUUUAGCCACGGGCCAGCAAUGGGAUCACAAGAAUCGCGCCCCGCUCCGGAAAAUCCCGCCCCCACAUGAGGAUGGACUGGAGGAUGAAAUCGCGGGCGCGUCCGAUGAAUGGAGGCGUUGGCCAUGGGCGGGCCCGGGUGAGCUGGAGCUGUGGAUUCGGGGCUCCACCCUCACGUGGACGCUCAACCAACACGUACGAAAAGUUCUCAGAGUGGAUGAUCGGAUCCUGUCGGCCUUUCCUUGUCGAUUCUACGAUUACCCCCACCGUCCCUCCAUGACUCUGGCUGCCCAUUGGGACGAGGGCUUGGACAACCUGGGGUCUUGCCACGAGGCCUUGACCAUUCUCCAGGAGGGUCUCUUACGGGUGUUUUUCGACAAUGGCGAGGACUUUCUCGUCACGCUUCCCUUUCCGGUCAAACAGUGCUGGCCUUGCAAGUUUGGUGUCCUUAUUGAGCGGGAUGUGAAUGUAGGUGGUCUGGCUUUGCCCACUUGGUUUGCCCUGCUUCACCCUUUGGAGGAUUUAUCCCGAGUGGUCACAAAGUUGAAAGGGCAACUCAAGGAAGUGACCAACGACAGUCAUCAAGUGAUUCUGGUCGAAUCCGAGCCGUCUCUUUGUCUCACCUUUCAUAAAUAUUCCGGCCAGCAUUACCUAUGGCACAUGCGCGGGGCCUCUGCCGACGAAAUCUCAGUGGCCGAGAGUACGACCUUCUUCCAAGGCCGGGAUCGGACCUCCAUUUCCGGGUUCCAAGGGCCACAGCAUCACACUGCCAAUCCUUCGCGGCAUCACAGUUCGACGUCGCAUCGCAUGGACUCAUGUCCACAGUCUCCAUUCGGCACGAGCCGUACUCCCACCAGCUCCGGCUACUCGCAAAGUAGCUCUGCCGCCUCCUCGGCUCGUAACACGCCCAUUCCUCUGCCCAUGAACAGCUUGGCUAGCAUCGUGCGAUCUCCGUGCUCGCCCAAAUCGAGCAUUAUUGGACGAUCCCAAUUGCAACAAUCCACACUGAUGGGGUCCUUGCCUCGAAGGAGGUUCCAGCAGACCCCAGGUGUGACCUUGAGGGAGGAUCCCGGGGUUCAGGACAGCCACGUGGUCUCCUUGGACGUGUCCUUGUGUCUGGAUCAUGCUUGGACUGAACCGCCCAGCAUUGCCAAGCAGAACAAAGGUCGACCCGCCAGCCAUGCCUUCCUGGCUACAGACACGCUGCAGGAUCAGUAUUUGUGUUAUCUUCAGACACAUCUGGAGAAGCUGGCCAUGAUUCGGAUUGAGAGGAGAGCCUCCGACGACGAGUUGGCCUUCGGGGCGGUGAAUCACAUCCCUGCCUUGGAUGCAGCCCCCAUUCCGGCCUUGGACAUGAUCCUGAUCUUGGACCAGAACCGCUCCAUGAGCCUUUACUCGGGUCAGAUCAAGGUCAGCAAGGUCAUGUUUGACUACUGUCCACAGACCAGUCGAGCUCUGCCUCAAUUGGCCAGAAUCGCGCAUGAGAUCUCCUCCCUCAAUCUGGAUAGCCAGCCAGGCACGCCGGUCAGCCUGAUGACCUCAAGUCGACCUCCGUCCACGUCCAGCACGCCGGUGCCUUCGGAAUUCAACGAAUCCAUCUCCACGCUCUCGCCCGUGUUACCAGAGGGACCCACUAAGGUGGUCCAUCUCAAGGACCCGGUUCACAACCAUGUGACCUUGGUGUGCCAGACAGGUCAACAGCUCAGAAUGGAGCUACCCUCCAAUUCAUACUGCCCGAUCGUUCAACGCUGUCUAGAAAGUGUGAGCGGUUGCUUGCCCCGGGAUUGGGCGGUCAAGCUCCAGGCCAAAUGGUUCGCUACACGAAACGCCCCCGGACCCACCAGUAUGAACCCCUCCAAAGAGUGGAAGCUCUUUGCUCAUUGCUUGCUUGGAUCCAUGGGCUACCAAACGAGCCAUUUCACGCUCUUCCCCAUUGAUCAGGACUUUGACUCGCUGUCCCCAACCUUGUCUGUGGGCGUAGCUCACAAGAAGGUCCGUUUGAUGGACCAGGGCUCGGAUGGAGACUGGGACUUCCUCUUGAGGUCGGAGCACCAUCAGGAGUCCGGACAACAGUUAUCCUUUCUGUUGGGGAUGGAUCCGGUGUCCAGAUCGGAGAAUCGGGAUCUGCCGCCCGAUCGAUUCGAUGGACUCAUGGAUAUGAGUGCCGACUUUUUCGGGCAUUUGCCUCACAUCGUAUUGGCAUUGCAUCUAUUAUAUGAGGAACUAAAAGUGUCCAAGGAGUUCGCCGAUGUUCUCCCUUAUUUGGCGGGCUUAUUGGUUCGUCUCACAGCUGACCUCAGACUCUCCUCCUACGUCCGCCUGUAUUGGUCAGACUACCCUCAAAUCUGUCCAGAGAGCCUGAUCGAGGCUCAGACCCGUCAAAUGGACUCGGUCCGUUGGAAGAAGCUCCAGCCCUUUUCUUUACCUCCGAGUCCUCCCAAUAUAUUCAUUCUCUGGCGUCAGUUGGCUCUCGAACCCAACUUCACCGGCAACUCCGAUCCUCUAUUCCCUUUGCUCCAGGGGCAAAUGGCCAAACUGACAUUGAUUGUGUCGAUCCUCAUGGACAACCAAACCUGUGCUAACGCCAUCCUCCACAUGAUGGCCAAGAAAGGGAAGAAGAACAAGUCGCCACUCUCGGGUCUCUUGACCCAACUCAAAAACACCUCAUUUGAGAGGAUCCGGGAGCCUCUGCAGUUCCUUGAGCUCCUUUGUAAGCUCGGCUUUGACAACAACACACUGAAUACCUUACCGGAAUGCAUCUCGAUUCCAUUGAGGGCGUACAUCACCCAAUGCAAACUCUCACUUCCGCCCACCGCCUCCAAAGAGGGCUGCCUCAUUCUGGGACGUAACGACGUCCUAGCCCGUGUGAAUGAUGCAAAGACCCGCCCUAAAAGACCCGCACAAGAAGAGGUGCAGGCUUUAUGUUGGUCAGAAGAUCACCGAUUGAGUGAUGCCGAGGCCAUGCUGGACUCGGAGAACCCAAUACCGAUCACGGUCACCCAAAAACCCGACAUCUCUGAUCAUGAAUUUGUUGAGGAACAGGAGCGAUGCCUCUACGCCAAAUGUAUUCGAACCAUGGCUUUGCCCGUUGGACGGGCCGCUUUUGCUCUCAACACCACCAAUGCAGUCAUGUCUGAGCCCGUGGAAAUCCCAACCCUGUGUCUCUCAGGUCGCGCCCCUCCCCGAGGAUCCGCUGUCGAAAUGGAUCACAUCGAAACGGUACCAAACAUGGAGAGAUGGCCCAUGUUCCACAAUGGCGUGGCUGCCGGUUUGGCUGUGGACACAUUGAAGGUGGAUGCCACGUGGAUCACUUUCAAUAAACCACAUGAUAUGGUGUCGGUAAAUGGGGUGAUUGACAUGACUCAACAUGCCGGAUUCCUGUACGCCCUUGGGUUGAGUGGGACAUUGUCCAAACUUGGUAAACUCGACUCCUAUGACUACAUGAUGAAAGGCAAUGAAAUGAUUUCCAUUGGGAUUCUCCUUGGCAUGGCUGCGUCCAAGAAAGGCUCCAAAGAUCUGAUCGUAACCAAAAAAAUAUCCACCCAACUCACAGCACUAUUGCCGCCCUCAGCCACCGAGCUGCCACUUUCACACGCCACCCAAAUCGCCGCCCUUCUCAGUUUGGGGCUGGUUUAUAUGGGCACAGGUCAUCGAUAUAUUGCCGAAGUGUGUUUAAGGGAACUUGGCCGACCCCACGGACCCGAUCUGGAGAAUUGUUCCGAUAGGGAAAGCUAUUCUCUGUCUGCUGGACUGGCUCUGGGUAUGGUUACUUUGGGCCAGGGGUCAGGCUUAAUGAGCGGGCCCUUGGCCGAUCUUCAAUUGGCAGACAGUCUGCACCAUUUCAUGAUCGGCGGGCCCAAGUCUGCGGUGGCCGACAAGUUUCGAACCACCAAUGUUUCGCAGACCCUGCAGUUUGGAGACAAUAUCAACAUGGAUAUUAGUGGUCCGGGGGCCACAUUAGCCCUGGGUCUUAUGUUCUUUGACUCGGGAAACCACGCCAUUGCCAAUUGGAUGGAAGCUCCCGAGAGUCAGUUUUUGCUGGAGUUUGUGCGGCCAGAUUUUCUGAUGCUCAGGACCUUGGCCAAGGGCUUGAUCCUAUGGAGUGAGAUCACACCGAGCUUGGAUUGGAUCGAAAACCAUGUGCCCAAAGCCAUCUUGCCGUUUUGCAUGGUUCGCCCUGUGGACAACCACCCGUCUCACGUGGAUUAUGAAACCAUCAAUCAGGCCUACUGCAACAUCAUCACUGGAGCGGCCUUGAUCAUGGGGAUACGAUUUGCAGGGACUUGCAACCAACAAGCUUUUGAGGUUCUCUUCGACCAAACUCGGCGAUUGGUGGCCAUUUCAAAACGGACCAUAGCUGAAUUGGCCGGACGUGCCACCAUCGAGCAAUGCAUCUGCGUUCACGUCCUAGCUCUUGCCAUUGUCAUGGCCGGUUCCGGGGAGCUUGAAAUUCUAAGGCUGAUCCGUUACUUACGCUCACGUGUUGGUACCAAACAUCCUACCGUGACUUAUGGCUCACACAUGGCCUUGCAUUUAGCUUUGGGUCUCCUCUUUCUGAGUGAGGGCACCAUGACACUGAAGACUAGUCCCGAAGCGGUGGCUGCCAUGGUGUGCGCGUUCUACCCUAAAUUCCCCACUCAUUCCAACGAUAAUCGCUACCACCUGCAGGCCCUUCGACACUUGUACGUCUUGGCCACGGAGCGCCGACUCUUAUUGCCACAAGAUGUAACCACUGGAGAGGCUGUGUAUGCCAGAUUCCUGGUCAAGUACAAAGACACGGAGUGGUAUCCAGGCUUUGAGACCCUUCAACGGGCACCUAUCCUCCUACCCGAGCUAAAGAAUAUCCAAUCCAUUCAGCUGCAGGAUGACCGCUACUUUACCCUCGAGUUCGACGAAGACCACAUAUCCCUUUUGGAAUCUGUCCUGAAAGACAACUUUGGACGAUUGCCGAUCAAGCAACGUGCAGGUUGUUUGUCCCACGUGGAAGACCCCUUGGGGUUCAAAUCGAUUGCAGCUCAAUGUCUCAGCAUGGACCCCUCAUUUCAAUGGCACUCUGCUGGGAGUACUCUCCUGAAGACCUUCUCCUCUGACCCAAAGGUCAAGUCUUUCCUACAACUGCUCAUCUCGCCACAAGGCCAAUCAACCCAUCACCAAGGUCACCAGGACAUGAAGAAGCUCCUGGUGUCCCUUCUUUAUGAGUGCUGCAGCCAUGAGAAGAUGGAGCUCUUGCCUGCUUGGUUGGAACUGUAUCGGACUGCUGUGUCACCGGAUAAGUCGCUGUUUGGGCCAACCAUGUCCAACUUCUUACUGUUCAUUGACAUUGCCAAGUACUGCAGACUGAGUCUUGUGCCGGAAGUUGUGGUAUCUUGGCAGCAAAAGAACGCGCGGAAUUUGAACGCUCUCUUUCAAAAGGCGCAUGGGCCAAGCGCCUUCUUGCAGGAAAAAGUGUCACGGUAUUCAUUUCAGUUUUCACAAGUGAACGACAAGAAUCCUUUGAAAGUGUGACAUGUUAUACUAAAAUAGAUAUUCUUUUUGUUACAAAAA
Tigriopus californicus is the source of this 5678-nucleotide messenger RNA. RefSeq names its product anaphase-promoting complex subunit 1-like (gene shtd). Gene Ontology annotation, molecular function: molecular adaptor activity. Gene Ontology annotation, cellular component: anaphase-promoting complex. The record is from RefSeq and is a predicted model, not a curated record. Bases 108 to 5639 code for a protein of 1843 amino acids. The transcript is spliced from 9 exons. Gene Ontology annotation, biological process: metaphase/anaphase transition of mitotic cell cycle; protein K11-linked ubiquitination; anaphase-promoting complex-dependent catabolic process. NCBI's taxonomy places the organism in Eukaryota, Metazoa, Arthropoda, Copepoda, Harpacticoida, Harpacticidae.